Molecule: messenger RNA, 1516 nt
Organism: Spizellomyces punctatus DAOM BR117
Lineage: Eukaryota; Fungi; Chytridiomycota; Chytridiomycetes; Spizellomycetales; Spizellomycetaceae
Exons: 8
Coding region: 99-1349 (416 amino acids)
Biological process (GO): sister chromatid cohesion
Cellular component (GO): cohesin complex; nucleus
Molecular function (GO): ATP hydrolysis activity; ATP binding; DNA binding
Source: RefSeq, a predicted model, not a curated record
AAGUCUUCGCCGAGUUUUGCCGAACGAUUGAAGUUUCGAGCAUCCGGGAAUAUGAAGAACGACAACUCAAGUUGACCCAAGAAGUAUCCGAAAAGCGAAUGCAGUUCGAAACACAAAAGGCUAAACUGGAGAACCAGCUGGAAUUUGAAAGAAGCAAAGCGAAAAGUACUGAAGAGCGAAUCCAUAAAAUGGAAUCCAUUAUGGUCAGCGAUAGAGAGAGCAUUGCUCAGCUGGAGCAAGAAAGGACUGCCCGCGAAGCAGAGAAGGCAACUCUUGCCAAUGAGAUCGAAGAAGCCAGUGAACAGCUUGAUUCUGUAAAGCAACUGAUGGAGGAGAAAGGGACGGCAGUAUCGAAGGUUAAAAAACAAAUACAGAAAUUACAGAAAGAGGUUGAGGGAAGCUCGAAGUCUAUGGCAGCGAAGGAAUCAGAAAUUGAGAAAUUAUCUGCUGAUAAAUUCUCGAUUUUCCGAAAAUGUAAACUAGAGGAGAUCAAAUUGCCUUUCUUGGAGGGAUCUUUGGACGAUCUCUCCUUGGAUCAAUUGGAGAUAGGGGGAGCCGAUUCGAUGGAGAUCGAUUCACAGACUCUAAGUUUCUCUGCUCGAGUGCAAGGGUUUCAAGUGGACUUUAGCAAUUUGAAACCUGCUCAUAAGCAGAAUGGUUCGGACGAAAUGGAAGUGGAGUUCCAAGAGACGCUGAGGAACCUCACGACUGAGAUUGAGAGAAUGGCUCCGAAUAUGAGGGCGGUUGACAGAUUGGAUGAGGUUGAGCACAAGUUGAAGGAGACUGCAAGAGAAUUUGAUGCUGCUCGAAGAGAGGCUAAGUCAGCUAAGGAUGCGUUCAUGAAGAUUAAACAAGAGCGUUACGAUCGUUUCUACCGGGCGUAUACACAUAUUGCUGAGAAGAUUGAUCCAAUAUAUAAGGAACUCACCAAAUCCAAGACAUUCCCAAUGGGUGGCACUGCGUACUUAAGCUUGGAGGACAGUGAGGAGCCCUACAACGACGGAGUCAAAUACCAUGCGAUGCCUCCCAUGAAGCGGUUCAGAGAUAUGGAGCUGCUGUCUGGUGGCGAAAAAACUGUGGCAGCCCUGGCACUGCUCUUUGCUAUCCACAGCUAUCAACCUGCGCCGUUUUUCGUCCUGGAUGAAGUCGAUGCCGCCUUGGACAACGCGAAUGUCGCCAAAGUUGCCAAUUAUAUUCGACGAGUCGCCUCCAACUCGUUUCAGUUUAUUGUUAUUUCACUGAAGCAUACUUUCUAUGAAAGAGCUGAAGCUCUUGUUGGGGUUUACCGAGAUCAGGGCAUAAACAGCAGUAAAGUUUUAACCUUGAAUUUGGAAAGAUUUCUGGACUGAACGGGAUGGAUGGAUGUGAUUGUAGUGGAGCCUGUAGUGUCAUUAUGCAGAGAUUCGCUUGUAUAUAGUUGUGCUUGUUCGAAGAUUGUUCAGGAUUUAUGAGACCGUUUUUUGUUCAUUGCUUAAUAGCAUGCGGCUUCAGUUCGGUGCAGAUUGUUGUAUUCAGG